AUGGCGCCGGUUACACCCUCUUCUGGUCAGGGAACCUGCAACAGAAAGGCACCUCUCAGGCGUCUGCUUCAUGAUCAGGACCUCCAUCGCCUCCAAGCUGGAAAACCUGCCAACCGAACGAACAGUAUGCCCGCUCUUCAGUGUGAUGCUCUGACUCUCCAAGCUGACCUGCAGAAAAGACAGGUUCUACUGGAGCUCCGCGGCCAUCUCCAAAGCAUCCCUGCAGACAAGGUAAUAAUCCUUGGCGAUUUCAACACCAGAGUGGGUCAAGAUGUAGAUGCCUGGAAAGGAGUUCUUGGCAGGCACGGCGUUGGAAACUGCAACGACAAUGGGCGCUUGUUGUUGGAGCUUUGCACUAAGCAGCAACUUGGUCAUCACCAACACAUCUUCCAACAAAAGGACAGAUUGAAAACAACCUGGAUGCAUCCGUGGUCCAAACAUUGGCACCUCAUAGACUACGUCCUAGUGCGCCAAAAAGACCUCAAGGAUGUCCUUCGCACCAGAGUGAUGCCCAGUGCAGAAUGUCACACGGACCAUCGACUAGUGCGCAGCAAACUUAGGCUGCACUUCAAACCCAAACCAAGGAAGAGAGGGCCCCCCACGAAAAAGUUCGAUCUCGAGAAACUUCAGUCAUCUGAAGUGAAAGCUGACUUUCAGGCAGACCUACAGUCCAAGCUUGAGAGCGUUGACUGCCCAGAAGACCCCUCACCUGAAACACUCUGGGAUCAACUGAAGACUGCCAUCCUGCAAACAUAUGAAGAAGUUCUGGGGUUUACCACCAAGAGGAACAAAGACUGGUUCGAUGAGAACAACCAAGAGAUCCAGGAACUGCUGACGAAGAAGAGGUCAGCCCAUCAGGCCCACCUGGCUCAGCCGUCAUGUCCUGUGAGGAAAGCUGCCUUCCAUCUCAUUUGCAGCAACCUCCAGCACAAGCUUCGAGAGAUUCAGAACGAGUGGUGGACCAACCUCGCAGAGAAAACUCACCUUUGCGCAGACACUGGUGACUACAGAGGCUUCUAUGAAGCCCUAAAGGCAGUAUAUGGUCCUACUCACCACGUCCAGAGUCCUUUACGCAGUGCAGACGGACAGGCGCUCUUCACAGACAAGACUUCCAUCCUGAGCUGUUGGUCUGAGCACUUUCAGGCCCUCUUCAGCGCUGACCGCGUCGUCCAGGGCUCAGCAGUUCUCCGCAUUCGUCAGAAGCCAGUCAUAGAGGAAUUGGAUGAAAGUGUGGCAAGGCAGCAGGAGUGUGGCAAGACAGCAGGAGUUGAUGGGAUCCCACCAGAGAUCUGGAAAAAUGGGAGAGACCAACACUACACAGCAAGCUCCACGAACUCCUUGUCUGUUGUUGGGAGCAGAGCAAGCUUCCAAGAGACCUCAUUGGUACCCACCAUCGCUGAAGACCACCUCCCAGAAACCCAAUGUGGAUUCAGGACCAACAGGGGCACCACAGACAUGGUGUUCGUCCUCAGGCACCUCCAAGAGAAAUGCCGGGAGCAGAACAAACCAAAGCAUUUGACACUGUGA
Messenger RNA from Penaeus monodon (black tiger shrimp), 1527 nucleotides. RefSeq lists its product as uncharacterized. The record is from RefSeq and is a predicted model, not a curated record. NCBI's taxonomy places the organism in Eukaryota, Metazoa, Arthropoda, Malacostraca, Decapoda, Penaeidae. The transcript is spliced from 3 exons. The coding region runs from base 1 to 1527 and encodes 508 amino acids.